AUUCAGCAUUGUCAGAUUUCAGUCGUCUUUCAAAGAAAUUGCAAGUGCAUUUUUCCGAAAGAAAAGAAUUCAAACGGUAUAUGUUCAAAUUAAAAGAAAACUGCGAGUUUACAAGACAGAAACAAGUACACCACAAUUAAAUAAAGCAAUAUUGAUAAAAUCAACAAAAGAAAAAGCUCGCUGACAGAAAACCAACGAUAUGAGUUCCGUUUUUGAAGAAUACUUGGAAGAGAUAGCUGACGAUCUGUACGCUCCUGGAGAUCAUGACGAUUAUUAUAAAGUCCUAGACUCAGUAAAAGCCAUCGUAAAGAGUAAUAGUCUGCUGAACUCUAUAUGCCACCCGGAAUUCUUAACCUUUGGAAGCGCCGCCCAUGGUAUCCGCAUGUUCGACAACGAUGAGUACGACGUGAUGAUCGAGUUGGAGUUCCCCAACUACCACCAAAUCCUUGUCCGGCCGGAUCAACAUCGUCCAGGAAUGGUGCAUUUAUGCUUCGACCAACUAGAAUCCCACAGUUUCGUGGAGGACACGCUGUUGGACCAUCGCUGGUAUCUGAAGAACGAGGAAAUUCGCAAUUUGAUGGAUAGCAUCCUUAGAGAUAUCCAAGAUCGCGUGGUAUGGGGCACAAAACCAAAUGACUUAUACCGCCUAUAUUACGAAUAUCGCCAGAAUUGCCACACCAUAACUGCAACAUCAGCGGAUCGUGAGAUCUUCAUUGAUUUUGUGCCGGCAAUUAAGGUUCGAUUUGAGGGAGUCGACCUUCAGGUGGUCCCUAAGUCAGUUCCAGGACCGAAGCGCUCAAGAAAAUGCACCUUCAUAGUAAGCAACAUUAGAGAGGAACUUAGUAUGCUCAGCGGGGGUGGCAGGGUGAUGCAAGAUGCCGUAAUACUGCUGAAAGCGCUAUGUGAAUCUAAAGGUCUGCCCAAGAUUCACUUCUACCACCUGGUGUCCUUGGCAUUGUGGUGGUUAAAUGAUAAUGAAGAUAGCGACGAAUUUUCGUUAGAGGACUUAUUUAUCGAUCUGUUGUAUGAGCUGUGCCAGGCCCUCAAGGAUAACUCUCUAUCCUACUACUUCUAUGAUGAGUUAGAUCUUCUAUCUAAUUUUGAACCACAGCAGCUUGCUAGAUACACUAAAGUUCUGGACGAGGCUUACAUGACGCUAAAGACUUAUCCAGAUCAGGAUAGACUUUCCUAUGGGCGCUGCAACUGGCACUUUUUUUGGUGAUGAAUAAGAUAUAUUUAUAUCUUAAUAUAUAUAUAUUAAUAAUAUAAUAUAUAAUUUGUAUUAAAAAGCAAUAAAGUAAGCAUUUUGAUACAACUAUUAUGGGUUACAAAAUUACCACAAUACUACGUUUUAU
Messenger RNA from Drosophila kikkawai, 1355 nucleotides. RefSeq names its product cyclic GMP-AMP synthase-like receptor. Lineage: Eukaryota; Metazoa; Arthropoda; Insecta; Diptera; Drosophilidae. The record is from RefSeq and is a predicted model, not a curated record.